AUGGGAUCGUUGGCUGCGAGAGAAGGCGAGAGGUCUCGGGGAGAUUUUGAAGUGAGAGAAAAAAAAAGCGUUUGGAGAAAAGAUAGAUGGGUUUUGGUGAAUUAG
This is a messenger RNA of Arabidopsis thaliana (thale cress), 105 nucleotides long. RefSeq lists its product as uncharacterized. Bases 1 to 105 code for a protein of 34 amino acids. NCBI's taxonomy places the organism in Eukaryota, Viridiplantae, Streptophyta, Magnoliopsida, Brassicales, Brassicaceae. The transcript has a single exon. The record is from RefSeq and is marked reviewed.